AUUUACAAUAAAGCAAAUAAACACUUAAAGAUCUACGCACUAAAUAGCUACGACUGUAAAUCUAAAUUACAAACAUGGCUUAAAUCACAGACCUAUCGGAAUCACUCUUAAAAACAAACACUAUCAAAUGAGUCAUUUUACUAGCCUUAUCCCCAUAUGUAUAAUUUUUUCCCUUUUUUAAAACAUAGAACUGUACAGACACACACACACACGCACACGCGCACACGCGCACAAGCACACACACACACACACACACACACACACACACACACACACACACACACACACACACACACACACACACACACACACACACACACACACACACACGUCAGCCGUUUUUCUUUUCUUUUCUUUAUAUAACAUUUAGAUUUUUUACAUUGUCACUUUCUAUCUUAGUAUUAUUAUUGUGUUUUUACUUCUUCUUAAAGUACCUAAGUUCACAAAACAACCUGUACCAAUUUCUCCGGAGGAAUCACUGAAUCCUAAGUCACAGGCUUUGUCCUAGUUCAGGAAACAGAGGCUCAGUCCUAAUGGAACUGUUACAAACCUAAAAUAAGUUUUAUUUUGUAAUUUAAUGUAAGGCUCACAUUCUGUAUUAGGUUUCAAGUAAAUAAAGAUUUAUUUAUAUAUUAUUAUUUAUAUGGUGUGGCCACUAUUAGCCACACCAUCAGCUCAGCUCAGCUCUUUAGCUUAUUUCGUCUAUCAUGUUACUAGGUUACUACAUCUAAUAUUGGCUCACAAAAAGGCUACCAUGAUGUUAGUUGGUAGGUAUAUUCCGUAACCUUGCAUAGGUUCUGGCAUAUAGUCAAUGAAUAAGAUUGAUCGUUUCCAAAGCGACUCAUGUUUUCUUAAAGUAUUUAAACAAUUAAGUUUAGUGAUCUUAAAACAAAAACAAAACGAAAGAAAUUCCAGCGGAAUAGUAUCGAAACAACGAUGAAACAAUGAGUCAUAUCUAGCAACGAAUACGAAUAUCAAUUGACAGUUUGACAGUUCAAUCGGAACUUAAUAAAAGCGUUCUAAAUUUGGUUUCUCUAUUAAAUCUACGACCUUUAAAAAAAUCGUCAAAUGUAUGAGUUUUUUUUGCGUGGUUAUUUUGAAAUUGUUUUUAUCUUAGAAUAAAUGUUUAAUCAACAGUAAAAGGCAUUAAAAUACACGAGUGUGGGCUGAGGACUAUACUCGGUCUACAGCAGAGGCAGUCCUGUAAAGCGUUAUUUGCUGAGCAUCAGAUUAUGACCCACUAUUCGAAGUACAUUUUUGAGGUCAUCAUGUUCACGCGUAAACACCUGUCUCAAUUUAAGCGAGUGGAGGUCGUGGGCAAAUGCCUCCGGAGCACGGGAAAACUUCGGACAGUUCCGCGUCGCACAGUAUUGCAUGCAAAAAACCCGCGAGUAAUAGGUCCGACUUUCUACGAGCACCUGCCUAAUCAAAUAAAAAAUGAGACAUGUGAUGCAACAUUCAGGCGCAAACUAAGAUUUUUUUUACUAAAGAAAUCCCUCUACUCAGUUAAGGAAUAUCUUUCAAAAUAGACUGAAUCUGACCAACUACAUGUAGAUUGUAAUUUCUAAUAUGUAUAUUGUUAUUGUUAUUUAUUUUAAGGUUUUUGUUUUCAGUUGACAUUCUUUUUUAUUUUCUACUUGAGAUUGUUUGAAUAUCAUAUUUAACUUAUUCAUUGAUAGGUACUCUGUAGUAUCAUGGUACAAUUUCAGUUUUUUUCUUUAUUCCUAUUAAUUAUUUUUGACAUUUUGAUAUGGCAAAUAUUAUAUGAUAGAUUUAUAUACCAUUGUAUAUAACUACCUCUACCUCUAUAACAUUAUAUUGUAUUGUAAUAAUAUUAAAUUUCACAUGUAUCCGACGAUCACUAUACGAUAAGUAAUUGCUUAUGUAUCCUUUUACAUUAACUUUGAACAUUGUAUUGAGAGAUAAAUAAACUAAACUAAACUUUACACACAUAUCAUAAAAUUUCUAUGAUCUCUUGGCGGAACUCGCGGAUAUGUGGCUUUCAGAACCGUUUUCGAGAUCGCCCAAAUAUUUAUAUAUGGUCGUAUAUAAUAAACCAGCAAUAAUUUACGGGGUGAAUAUAUAGGUCAUACUGGGGAACUUUUACUAUGGGACCAACCAAAAAAAAUUUGGCUGUUUCAUACAUUUUGGCUGUCUGACUUUGACAUUUUCUAUGGGAUAGUAAAAACAAUUUUUUGCGAUUUCGGGUUUGGUCCCAUCGUAAAAAUUACUCAGUAUGACCUAUAUAUUCAGCCCGUAAAUUAUUGCAGGCGUCUAAAUAAAUAUCGGCGCUAUGGCCAAGAGCUUGAAGCAAGCUUGGAGUGAAUUUCGGUCGAUCGGUCUUGAGCUUCGUGCUUGAGUUCGCUCCAAGUCUUCUUAAUAGCCUUCGCCUCUGCAAUUAUAGUCCGGCGCCAGGACUGCUUUGGACGGCAACGUUUCAUCUUUCCUUGGGGAUUCCAGUCUAGGGCUUGCCUCGGUAUGUCUUCAGGAUCCCUUCGGAGUGUAUACUUAAUCCAAUUCCAUUUCCGGCGCUUGAUCUGCUGGUCAAUCGGUGUCUAAUUACAGCAUAGCUACCAGUGAACCAUUCUAUUGUUAAUGCACAAAAUACUUACAGUAGGACUAACCCAGCAACAUAUAUAUAUAUAUUUCUCGGAAUUGAUUAAAACAGUGAACAACAUAUCCAUUAGAUACUAUUAUAAUAAUUGCAACAAUCCCUUAUCCUCGCACCUCAAUAACCAGUACAAUGAAUCAGUGUUCCUGCGCAGUAAAUGGUAAUUACAGUAUGAGAUCGUCCCAUUUUCCGUAUACCUAUGAAGAAAAGUAAAAUCUAGUAGACUUGACAGACUUCCAAAUGAACUUAGCGCCUUGAAGUGGGAUUGAAAAUGUUAAGUCGGUGGAAGAGUAAAGACAAGUCUGAGAAGAGCAAAUCCUCAAGCUCUAGCGGAAAGAAGAAACGGAAAGGAAGAGACAAUGAAGAUGAUUGGCGCGGAGACGGAUCACGGAUGGAUGGCGGUCUGUCGGACGGCGAAGCGAGCCGUGUGCCGGCGCGCGGGCGCUCCUCGCGCCGCGACGACCCGCGCCGUCACACGCUCGCUGGGAACCACCUCUAUGUGCAUCCGCACCACCCUUCGCAGCUCAACUCUCACCAAAUGGAUCACUGGACGUCUGCUGGGCAGGUCCCUCUUUACACGCCUGAAUACGCGACGGUCAACAAAAGUCGCGAUAACAGGCAGAAUCGAAUUAUUGACGCAAGGGCUCUGAAGCCACCGCUUCCUAGGGGCUACCCGCCGCCAAACAGCGCUAUGCUGUUCGACGACGACCCAGGCAUCAUGUCGGAAGUGGAGACGGCCUCCACAGGGUUCCGGCGCGGCGGCAAACAGCGCUCCUCGCUACCUGUUGUGCGAACACCCAGCAAAACAUUGGAGCGUCCGCUGGGGUUGGUGUUUCUGCAAUAUCGAAGUGAGACUAAGCGGGCGUUGCUUCCCAACGAGAUUACUUCUAUCGACACCGUAAAAGCGCUCUUCGUGAGGAGCUUCCCCAAACAGCUCACCAUGCAGUACAUGGACAGCCCCAUGGUGAAGAUCUACAUUCAUGACUCUUCGAAGGACAUGUUUUACGAACUAGAAGAUGUGAGAGCUCAUCUACGCGACAUCCGCGACCGUUCGGUGCUGCGGCUAUUCGAGGCGACCGACAUGGGCGGCGGUGUGUUCCCGGGUGCCGUCGGCGUCGGCUCGCUGGCCAUGCCGCCGGGCGCCGCCACCUGCUCCGGCCCUCCUAGUUGGGAGCAGGACCAAAGUUACUUCAGCGAGCCUGAGAUAGACUCGGAGUACCACCACCAACACGUGCACAAGACUAAGGUGAAGGCUCCAGCGUACUACAUGGGGACGGCGGCGCCGAGCACGCUGCCUCGCGGCGGCUCGCUGCUGCGCGCCUUUUCGCCCGCCGCGCCGCCUGUACCCGCUGACCGUUCCAAUACGCUUCCGGGCGCCGGACACGGCAGCGAGGGGUACAUGUCGUCGCCAGAACGGGGCUCGGCGCGGGCGCCCUACGAGGACCCCUACUACACGCAGUUCCUGGGUCCGGCGGCCGGCCGCCCCAACAUUACCCCGGUCAUCGAUGAAGAGACCAGCGAGGGCGUGGUGAUCGAUGACGCGUACCAGAUGUACGGCGUGAACGCCGUCGGCGGCGCGCCGCGGCCUAUGCCGCGUCCGCCUUACGACGCCAGGCUUAAUCCCCAAGUGGAAGAUAUACAACGCCUUCGAGUCGAGAAAAUGGAGAGGCAGCUAGCUAAUUUGACUGGCCUCGUUCAGAAAGCGCUCCAGGUGCCAGGCGCCGCGCCUGCACCCGCCGCACCUACUGCGCCCGCCGCCGCGCCACGCCAACAGUUCCAGUCCUACCAGCCCCGGUCCAACGCUCAAGAUGCCGCACGAUUUCCCGGCAACGACCGCCCUCCAAAAUUAGGGAGGGACAAAUUUCAAAAAUCAGUGUCAUUUGAGAAAUCGGUAUCCUUUAGCGAUGACCCACCAGAUAUGAACUCACCCAUUCAACAUUCGCCCCAACAUUCAGCUGAUACAAAGCCAACAAAACCGGCAAUCAAGUCGUCGACAUUGCCGAGGACCUCGUCACAAGAACGUGACCGUCUCAAGCCGGCGCCGCCUCCCAAGCCGGCCGGCCUGGUCGGCCAGCAGCUGGCGCUGGUGUCGCAGAAGAUAUACACCAUCAACGUCACGCCAGACUUUUUCAAUGACAUGCGCGUCUUGCAGAAGCAGAGCCGUGAUUUGCGGAUUGAGACUCGAAAUUUAAGACGUUCGACACUGUCGCACGCCAUACAGAUGAGGCAGCUGAUGGCCGACACCAUCGUGAAAAUAGGCGCCCUCGCCGCGAGCUUCUAUGAACGCGACCCGGAAUCGCAACUCACGCGUGAAGAGGAAAUCUACCGGCAAGAUAUGCUACUAUUGGAGAACGACUUGUAUGAACUGGAGGCUACUGUUGAACGUCUUCGCGGUCAAGCUGCUAACAGGGAGACCCGUGUCAAUAUGGCAGACAUCGAACGCAUUGCCAUGGUGCUAUCCAAGAGCAGCAAAACCGUCGCUGACUGGAAACUUAAGUUCCCGAUUCUACAAGAUACGAUGAAAGUUAAAUUGGCUUCGGAGAUGGAAAAGGUGGUGCGCAAAGAAAAAAUGCUAGAAGAGGAACCGGAACGUCUUGAACUAGCUUUGCGUCGAUGUAAAAAACUUACUGGAACAUUAGUGACACUAAAAAGGCUGGCAUGCGUGCAGGAGCAGCGGCUGCCCGCGGCGGACGGCCGCGUGUCGCCGGGCUCCUCACAGGGCUCUAGUUUCACCGCCGGGCCCUCCUCAGAGGAGUUCGCUUCCGACACCACCACGCACAUUAUACAGCCCUCUAAUAAGGGCACCGGCAGCGGGCGAGGUACUGCGUCCCGGGGAGCAGCGGAGCUGCGGCCAGAGAACGCCCUCGACGCGCUACUAGACGAGCUGCAGACGUUCGCCAAGCCUGCGGAGCGCAGCAUCAGGGGCGCUGCGCCCGGGGGCGAGGGCCCCUUGCGCCGGCUGCACUCAUACCCCAGCGGCAGUGACACAGACGCGUCACCACCGGUGCGCGCACGAGGCCAGCACCCGCCCAAGCCACCUGUGCCCGAGCGCCACCCCGAGCUGCUCGCGCUAGCCGCGCGCCGGGCGCCUCCACCUCCUCCGCCGCGCACCACUUCGCGCUCGCCUUUAGCUUCGCCCACCUCUCCUUCGUCUCCACCGAAUGCAGAUUCCUCUCCUCCCGAUUCCAACCUUAGCGAGGAGAAAACAGCUUUACGGCAGUCUCUUCUCGAACAACGUCACCAGGAGCUAUUAAAGAAACAAAAAGCGCUUCAAGAGCAGUAUGCGCGAUUACAGAUGAUUCAACGUACCGGACCAUCGCUACCACCAACAGCCCAGCCUGACUUGAAGAAAACCGGUAGUGAAUCGAACCUACUUACUAAAAUGAAUUUGAAUCUAACCGCAACAAACAUUUCCGGCAGCAUGACACACUUGGCGUGUGACGGAGAGCAUCAAAAGCCGACGCAGAACACGUCCGCGCCAUCGGAAUUGGAGAGGCCACCUGCACCUGACACUAUAGCCACAACCAAUAAAGUUUAUGAGACUGACAUUCUGUGACCUUCCAGCAGUUGUUUUAUAUCUGUAUAACUAGUUUAUCUAUUUCAGGAUAGUGCUUCCGGAAUAUACGAAGAACAUUUAGUGUGGUCUCACAGUCACACUUACCGCUAGCGUGAACUGCGAGCUCGCGUUCGCACAUGCAUAUACACAACCAUUUAUUUAAUAGUAAGAGUCACAACAGCGACCGAAGUGGUUAAUGGCGCGCUGGCGGUAAGCACGCCUGUAUAAAAUCAUCACGUAUAUUUACGUUUUUAAUUUAAAAUAUAUAUAAAAUAUUAAAGGUGAGUUAAUAAAGAACUGUUUUAUAUUAAAUUACAGUUAUAAUUUUCGGCAUUAAAGUACGGCUAACCUCAGCUCCUUUUGAUAACCAAUUGCACUGCAUAAAAAGGCAAUGUUUUUUUAACAAAACAAGAGUCAAAGACCGAAAAAUCGUCUGAGUGUCUCACGUAUGGUGUUCUUCAUGCCUUCUUAUGUUUACAAGUCAUGGAUACAGAAACGAAAGGCACUAAGUAAAAUCACCUUUACAAAUUAAUAUCGGAAGUCACGUGAAUCAAAAUAAUUAUCUGAUUGUUUUAUAUAUGAACUGUCACAUAUAAUUAAAGAAAAAAUAGUCAAGAUGUCGCACUGUAUAUAUAAAUAAAGUGUUGUAUUACGAGCAAUUUGACACAGCGUCCGAACCAAUAAUAUGAGAAAUAAAUAAAAGCAUAACAAAGGAAGCAUAAGCUGCUUGAUGCAAAAUAGUAUUCAAUUAGAAUGACCAAUUAAACAUUCCAAUUAAACUAAACAUUUCAAGGUUUUUGAAACUCUGAUCGAUUCGGACACUGUGACCAAAUUAUUUAGAUUUUUAUUAACAUUGUGUUCAGCCGCAUAGUGAAAAUAUAAUGUAUAGAUAAUUUUGUGAACAUAUUGAUAAGUUGGUAACCGUUGCCAUCAAUUUGUAUGACACAGUCAUGUGAAAUUAAAAUAAGCAACUUUUAAUCUAUUUUCGACCCUGCUUGAUAAUUUACUAUUAUUUGAAUAUUGUGGACAAACUACGAUAUUGUAAGCAUACACCGCACCCGAGAAGGCAUUUUGCGGGCAGAUCAAUUAGUAACGUUUGCAAAUAAAAUAAUACAUUUUCGACUUCUCAGAAUAAGGUACUUAGUAUUUGUAAUCAUAAUGACACAUGAUUUUGAUGACACUAACUGACGUGCCCACAAAAUGCCUCUUCGGGUGCGGUGUAUGAUUCUGGGUUUAUUAAAGUGCUACUAAACUUAAAUUGACCGGGAUUUAGGCCGUGAUUACCUUUUAUAUUGUUUUUAUGGAGCUCCCGAUAUUUCGACGCAGUUACAUGCAUCUUGUUCACUGGUAACUGGCGAUAGCGGGUGGGUGUCUAAGUUGUGUAGACCGCGCUCGGAUAAAAACAAUAUAAAAGGUAGUCACGGUUUAUAUCCCGGUCAAUUUAAGUCUAGUGACACUAACCGUGAAUUAUUCAAAACUGUUAAGUGCUACUAACUCUAAAUUAAUUCGAUAAACGUUUGUAACUUUGGGUAUUGAACAGUUUAUUAAUAGCAAAGAGAAUUAAAGUAUAUUAACAAAGAUACUCAAUCAAUGUAUCUUUGUUAAUAUUAACAGUAAAAUUGACACAUAUCUGCAUUUGAACAAAUUACUUUUUUCUUGUUAUUGCAACCACGUCAUUAUUUACCACUGACAACUACUGAAGCACUUUUUAGUCAUUUUCACUACCUCGUCCUGCCCGAUGUUCUCAAUUAAGAACACUACUGAUUUAGUGGUUCCUGCCCGAUAGUUUUUUUUUUUUUUAACUUCCAAAUUCUGCCCAAUGUGCUUAAUUAAUGACAUAUUAAAAUUUGCCGCCUAGUGGUCGAUAGUAUCAGACUUUGCGUUUUAUACUCCUGUUUAUGAUUGGUUGGAGUAUUGGCUAAUAGGUAAGUAAGAGUUCGUACUAAAUUUGCUCGGACUCACCGCUCAGUGUCACGCCACACGUGCAACGUCGUAAGAGAGGUGAGAUUGAUUCCUAUUUAUCUUGGUAAUCAUGCAUGUUUUAUAUGAUUGUUAUUGUUAAGUAAUGCUAAAUAAUUCUAAUUUGUAUUUUUAUUCAAUCCUGUAUUUUUAAACCAAUUGUAUAUUUCGAUUUUUCAUAGGUACUUAUCGAAAAAUGUUCUUGAUUAAUCACAUUGGGCAAAACCCUGACGGUAAAAGAGGGCUGUUAUAUGUUUGAAAUCAAUGCUUGACUGUCCGUCUGUCUGUGGCAUCGUAGCUCUCCAACGGAUUUACUAAUUUCGAUGCGGGCUUUUUUUAUGUGAAUCCGAGUUUUUUUUUUGCGAUGGUUCUUAGCUAUAUUUGACAGAAGUUGAUUCAGCAACACUCAGUAACAACAAAAAGAAUUGGUAAUAUUAUCUUUGAUCUCGAACUUCUUUACACACCGUAAAAUUGUUAUCUGUGACCGAAUUAAAAUAUAAGCAAAUACCAUAAGUUAAUAUUGACAGAGAGAAUUUCACUUAUGACAAACUGUGACACUGCAAUGGCGGAUGGUUUGAAAGGGUGCGUGUAGGCGAGUGAUACCAUGUAACACAAAAUCUCCCCGAUGAUGAAAUAAUUGUUAAAAAAAAAAAGCACUGCUUUAUGGUCCACAAUAAAUAUGCUCCUGAUUUUAUAGGUCUAGAUAAUGCGUAAUUUUGCAUAAUUACUUUGUUCAAACUUUAUUUAAUAGUUAGGUGCGGAAAGUAGGAAAUUAGCAAUGAGGGUGAUAAUUUAAAACAUGACCAAAGGGAGUGUUUUAAAUCGUCACGAGUUACGAAUUAUCUAUUCGCACGUUUACAGUACAUAUAGUACUUUACAUUUUCGACAUAAGCACGGAAAAUGCCUAUUCCCGCAUUGGUGCGGGAAAGUAGCACCAUAUGUACUGUAAUAUAAUAAUAUUUACAGUACAAAUGGUGCUACUUUACCCCACUAGUGCGCAAAUUAGCAUAUAACGUUACUAUGUCAAACAUUUAAAGGGCCAUAUGUACUGUAAAACGUUGUACGAUACAUGUGCGAAUAGAUAAUUCGGAUAAUUCGUCGGUGUCAGUCGUGUUUGAAUUAAUCGCCACUCGUUUCGAAUUUCCUAUUUUUCGCACUUGUAUCGUAAUGUACUAUUACCACCGGAAUGAAAUUAUAUUUCGUCGGUUUUUUUUUUAAAUUUACACGUUUGACUUGACAUAUCUGGUUUUUAACAAAUAAUAAUGUCACAGAAUCGGAAAAGUGAUAAACAAUGUUCGAAAAAGAUGCGAUACCUAAUAAUGAAAUAAGAAAGACCGGGACAACUAAAGAGCGAGCCAUGUGUUGAAGUUUCCGUAGGCGCGCGGAAUACUGACAGUACCUACAGAAGCUAUGCCUACAGUAAACAUACAAAAAACCACAUCAGCACGUACAACCUGCUCCUUGGGUGGAAAUAGGUUAGUUUCUUUAGGUAAUCCUCCUCCCUCUAAAAGUACAGAAAGGGGUAAUGUCAUAACUUCUUAAUGAUUUAUAGAAAUGACAACCACUGGACUACAUUGUACUUAUUUAUAUAAUAGUUUAAUGCCUGGUAAUGCAUCAACCGUUACUUAUACAAUAGCAAAAUAUUUUUGUGGUACUACGAGUAUGCAUUUUUUUACUUAUUAAGUAGGUAUUGUACAUCAAUUCACAAUUAAGAUUAAGUUUAUAAGUAUAAAUGCAAACGCAGACACAAAUAAAUGCAAACGUAGUCAAUAUAGGAAACAUUAGUCAUUAAAGCGUCCUUAAUCUCCUUAUUCGCAGGAAAUUACCAUACCCACCUUUUUAAAAAUGCACAAACAAUAAUUUAGCCAUUUACCUAAUUAGUCCCUAUAUACAUAAGAAGGGCAUCAGUUAUCCUAAUUUUCGCGAAAUUACCCUAUUGAACUUACUGGUCACACUCCUGUUUUGAUAUUAAAUAUCGUGAUUUUACGCAUGAUAACGUAAUAAACUACUAACUUACCUAUGAACAGUUAUUCCGUCUCUUUUUUUCUUCCGAUUGGAAUAUUUUUUACAACAUUUAACCACGCAUGCCUGCAUAUUUUUUUCUAUCUACAAUUCACUUCAACGACGUCUCGAUCCGACUGACGGCAGACGGUGGAUGAUAGCUGUAUGUGUGUGUGUCGCGCGUAAGUACAAGGAAAUUGGUGAAUGAUGGAAUCCUAGUUGUGUAUUACCAAAACUUUGUCUGUAGUAUUAUUAGUCCAAGGCAAAUACGCGAAAAAAAAAACGUGUUUUGCCUUUGAUUAAUUAUCAUCAAGUACAUUUUUUUAAGAAACGGUACCACAAAGUUGUCUCAAAAACCUCUAACUUUGUGGCCAAGUACGCGCGUUUCUGCCCCUAUCCUUCUUUUAUCCGACCAUCGGCAGUCAUUAACCCAAUGAUCGAUGCAGUUACGUGACCUUUCGUAAACCUUAUUGCAGCGAGCUAAAGUCUACGUAAGAAGUACGGAAGUUGCCAUCUUGCCUGGAAAACAAUUGGUCAUAAAUAACAAAAUCAACCUGUAUUAUAAAAAAAAAAAACUUAGUAAUUUUAUUUCACUGCAGCUAAUCCUCGUGGAUCCUCAGUUACCAAUUGUCUUGUUAGUCAAAGCAAAAGUGCAGAUUCCAAGAUAGGGGCCGUUUAUUUUUAAAUUUUUGACGUCAAAUUUAUUAUUAAGGUCCUCUUGGAUUCUCAGAUAUCGGACGAAGGGGACUCAGAAACGGAGAAAUUCAAGAUCGUUUUUACCAAAUUUGACCUCAUAAUCAUAAUGAAGGGCCGUUCGGAUCCUCAGACAUCGAUUUUCAGCUUGAUCGGAUGAAAAAUUAAGAAAUUCAAACCUACGGCAUUUUUUUAUUUUGAUCUCAAAAUCAUAAUUCAUAAUAAAAGGCCUCUCGGAUCGCUUCGGAUUGAUCAAAGCAAAAUUCAAAAAUACCCAAUGCCAGCUGUUUUUUUAACUAAAUAUCGCAGGUAUCUAAGGAUCGCAAUGUAUUAAUUAGUGCGGAUGCUUAAUUGCGACAAACGACCAAAUAAUAAGCCUGUAUAUUCAUUAAUACAUGUUAAAAUAAAAAUGAAUAAUAAAUUAUCAUACAAAAAUAUUGCAUUUAUUAUAUAUAUUAAACAUGUUCUAUAUUGCAUGAAACCGUCUACUUAGAGUCGGUUUCCGUUGUCAUGUAUUUUCAAGUGAUAACUUUACAGCCAAUGACAGAGCUUCAUUUUAUAAUAGACUAAUCGUAGUUGGGGUGGUUUAAAUUGAUUAAUCAUGGUCCAACGAAGUUUUGUCUAAGAAAACAGACCUUAACGAGUUACAAUUGGUCCGUUCUGAGUAUUGCGUAUUUUAAUUGUAGAGCCACUUUUAAUUGAUAUUUUGUUUGAAGCUAGUCUUCUAUGUUUUUUUUUUUCGUUCGCUGGCCCAAUGUAAUUAAAAAAGAACACGACAUGUUCUCAAAAACUAUGCUUGGCUAAUAAAAACAUAACCCCUUAUAUCCUAAAAUAUAAUAUAAAAAGUCCUACUUCCCUUUAACCUGCGAACAAAAAAAACGCAAGAGACUAAGUUCAAACGAAAUAUCAGCGUAAAAGUGGCCCCACUAGUAAAACACACAAUACUCAUAUCGGACCAAUGGCAACACGUCAAAGUUUAGGUCUUAUUUUCUUCGACGAAACUUCGUUUGAUCAUGAUUAGUCAACUGAAACCACCCAAACUACGAUUGGUCUAUUAUAGUAUUAGGCUGUAGCGUUGUUAUUUGAAAAUACAUGACAAUGGAAACCUACUCUAAGUAGACGUUUUCAUGCAAUAUAGAACAUGUUUUAAAUGCAAUAUUUUUGUAUGAUGAUUUAUAAUUUAUUUAUGAUUAAUUAAUAGGUUUAUUAUUUGUUCGUUUGUCGCACAUGCUUAAAGAUAAGUAAGCUUCCGAACCAAUGAAUACAUUGUAUCGUUCACCUUAUAGGGCACGUGCGACGUUUAGUUAGGUGGCACAGAAAUAUGUCAAUAGAAGUUAAUGUAAAUUUGAUAGACUUUUUGAUAGGUCAAACUUGGAGAACACAGCUGGCAUUUAGACCCGAGAGGAUGGAUGGAUUUAAGAUCAUAAUUUAAAAAAAAUGCCGACUGUUUGAAUUUCAGAAUUUUUCAUCCGAUCAAAAUGAAAAUCGAUUUCUAAGGAUCCGAGAGGACCUUUAUAACGAAUUUUAGGUCAAACAUGAAAAAAACGCCCGCCAUCUUGGAUUUCUGCAUUUUUCCUCUGAUCAAGAUGAAAAUCGAUGUCUAAGGAUCCAAGAGGACCUCUAUAAUGAAUAUUACGACAAAAAUAGUAAAAAAAAACCACCAUCUUCGAUUUCUGCAUUUUUGCUCUGUUCACGAUGAAAAUCAAUAUCUGAGGAUCUGAGCGGCCCUUCAUUAUAAGUCUGAGGUCAAAUUUAGUAAAAACGUGUGAUAUCGUGUGAUUUCUUUCUUCGUUUCUUGCUCUAAUCAAGAUGAAAAUCGAUAUCUGAGGAUCCGAGAGGAGUUCUAUACGGAAUCUGAGGUCAAAAAUGAAAAAAAAAAUACCGCCAUCUUGGGUUUCUGCAUUUUUGCUUUGAUCAACAUGGCGGGCGUUUUUACAAAAUUUGACCUCAUAAACAUACUGAAUACUCUCGGAUAUUUAGAUUUUAAUUUUCAUCUAAGCAAAAGUGCAGAAAUCCAAGAUAGCGGGCGGUAUUUCUUUUUUCAAUUUAACCUCAAAUUUAUUAUAAAGGUCCUCUCGGAUCUUCAGAUAUCGAUUUUCAUAAUAAUAAAAGUAAACACGGAGAAAUUCAAGAUGUCGGGCGUUUUUGCCAAAUUGAAGGGCCGCUCGAAUCCAUAAAUAUAGAUUUUCAUUAUGAUCAGCAAAAAUCCAAGAUGGCGGGCGUCUGUUUCAUUUUUGACCUCAGAUUCAUUAUAAAGGUCCUCUCGGAUCCUCAGAUAUCGAUUUGCAACUUGAUCAGAGCAACAAUGCAGAAAUUCGUAUUGAACACGUCGUCGUAGGAACAGUUUGUAUGGGAAAAUAACAUUAUUGGUGUUACUAUUUUCCUCGCAUUUUUUCACCGUUCAAACGGUCCCUAACCCAGAAAUAUUCCAAUACCAAAAUUAGCCAAAUCGGUCCAGCCGUCCGCGAAUUUAACGAAAAGUUAUAAAUAGCAGCGAGAUACCAAGACUUAGUAAAAAUGUACACAUAAAAAAAGCGCCACCUACAACAACGAUACGUAUUUACUAUCACAAAUUAAAUUAUCAAAACAAAAACCUGAUCAAUUUUUAAAAUGAAAGUUUCUAAAUAUCAAUAGUUGUUUAAAAUGCAUAACAUCAUCCCCAUAUAAAACCUGUUUUGAUCAAGAGAAAUCAAAAUAAUAUGAUUCUAGCUAAACUGUACCUGAAAGGUAAUCCCAUAUUUUUUCCAGUGUCUUUUAGAAUGACUAGCACAUCAUUUAUCGGCACAAUGAGGCAUAUUUCUUUUGUUAAAGAUAAAAUUUGAAUACUUCUUACUACGACUGUGACAACGGGCCGCCAUUUGCGAACUUAAACAGCUCCGCGGCAGAAUGUUGACGCCCCGCCCGCUUCGGCACAAUGUGUGUGGGGUCAUUUUGCAGAGCUAGUUCGUCAUCUAUGUUUAUUACCAAUCGCUGCCUUUAACAUGUUUAUUUUAACAUAAAAUGUCUUGGGCCGGAACCACUAAAAUAUAAGUGUGCUUAAUUGACAACAUUGGGCAGAAUCUUAAUGUUUGUUUAAAAAUGCUUGCGGGCAUUACAAGGUUAAGCUUGAGAAAGGUAAUAAAGUAGCCACCCGGUACUCUUAACAAUAAGACUUCCAUUGGCUUGUUUCUUUGUUGGUUGAUUUGUUAGGAGUGGUCAAUUACCAUGUAGUGGUCAAUAACUAUAGCAGUCACCCUACUGGUAAAGCACAGUGCUAUUUUCAUAGAACCAGAAGUGUCGCUUUCUAAUGCGGCCCAGAUUAUUAUCAGUAAGAAUUACAUGAAUAAUAUUGUCAUUUCUUCAUUCCAUUUUUUUUUCAUUUCAUUUCAGUUACUGCGCUGUCUAUAGUAAUGUCAUUGCCUACUUAAAUAUAUUAUUAUCGAUAGUGUUUUAACGAUUUUAGAUAGGUAAAACACUCAUCUUCAGCUAGAACCAAGCAUAGAGUUACUUAUGACCGCGAUGCCAUUAGUUCAUUUUUUGCUAAAUUUAUCCCCGCCUGCACAUAAUACGGCGUAAUGUUUGGGGUGAAAAAAUAAUUACCUUUAGUUUAAUUCAUAUUUACACUAAAUAAUUUUAUGAAACGUUAUAUUCAACUAUCGAGUAAUUUCUGUCUGAAUAAUCAUUAAAGAUUCCAUUGAAUCUCAAUACCUACCCGAAACGAGAAUAAAAUCAAGGUUACAUUAGUAUUACUUAACUUAUGCAUGUAAUUUUAAUUUUUUGCGGGGUGUAGUUAGUUUAUUAAUAAAUGAUGUAAGAUCUUCUAUGAUUGGCUAAUAUUAUUGUACAGACCUACCUACUUUAGAAUAAGUCAUAUAGAUCCUUAAGUGUAGCUACCAACACGUAAUAUGUCUUCAUUUUUUACUAGUGGCUAAGGCAGACAAAUGGAUACCUAAUCUUAUAUGUUAAACAUAAUUAUAUUCUGCCAUUUACGUACGUUUCAAAACUCUUUUUUGCCUUUUAAACCACAAUUUUAUUACAGUUUGAAAUCACACCUUUAAUAUCUACCUACCAGUAAGUAUUUACAUACAUAUAGCUAAAAUAAACACCAAUUUUUUAUUGUGUACUAGUAUAUCGUGCCUCCUAGGAUAAAAAUAUAUCAUUGAAUAUCCGUGCAUCGUUAUAUAUGAAUAUAUGAUGAAAUAUAUAAUUUAAUUGCAAUCAGAAGACCAGUUUUACGCCGUAACCUUAUUCAAAAUGUUAUUUUUAGUUGAAAUUGAUUUCUAGGACAACGAAAUAAUUGUCGUAUACAUUUGUAUAGUCAUGUAAAGAUUUAUGAAUGUGACUUAAUUUUGUUUUGAAUGCCUACUUCCAAAAGGAUUGUAACGUCAGACGUAACUAAUUAAUAUUUUUGAUGGCUGUAGAGGUAUACUUACGCAUAUUUUAUACAAUUAGACUGUGAUAAGAUGGUUAAUAAUCCAAUUUUAUAUAUCUGCUUAUCCAUGUACGAUUUUUCGUUACUUAUUAUGUUUGCGUGAAUCUUGUAUGCUACUACAUUCGCAAAUUCCAUUACAUUGGUAAUCAUUGUGUGGCUACCGCGCGAUAAGUGUUGAGGCCAAGUCUUCCACUAAAUUUUGUCACAGUCACAACAUACUAUACCCGUCAUAAAUAUUAGUAUAGAUUAUGUGCCACAUUUUUCAAUACAGCAUAAUAUAAAAUAAUGUCAAAUUCAUUAUGAAAAAAUAUACGUGAUAUAGUUAUAAUAUAAAAAGUAUGAAUUGAAAUGUCCUUAUUUUUAGACUCGAAAUAUAUCUGCAUUAGUAAAAUAUAGCUUAGAUCAGCCCUAAAGCACACGAGCACCGAGCAGGGCUAAUUAGGGCCGGCGUCGGGAUAUUGGAUAGAGGUUGUUAAUGAAAACGAGUUGGGGAACCCUGGUCUAGAUUUUUAGAAAUAAUAGUAAAACUAAGUAACUAGUUAUAAAAACGCUUGUCAUUAUUGUGUUGCUACUUAAUAAAAUAAUAAAUGUUAUUAUAUUCUACCUCUGCACAAAAUGUUUCAGCACACAUAACUUAAUUUACACAUG
Cydia pomonella (codling moth) is the source of this 15879-nucleotide messenger RNA. Its product is annotated as coiled-coil domain-containing protein AGAP005037. The transcript is spliced from 22 exons. The record is from RefSeq and is a predicted model, not a curated record. NCBI's taxonomy places the organism in Eukaryota, Metazoa, Arthropoda, Insecta, Lepidoptera, Tortricidae. Bases 2883 to 6167 code for a protein of 1094 amino acids. Gene Ontology annotation, cellular component: cytoplasm.